Molecule: messenger RNA, 4458 nt
Organism: Symphalangus syndactylus (siamang)
Lineage: Eukaryota; Metazoa; Chordata; Mammalia; Primates; Hylobatidae
Gene: HDLBP
Product: high density lipoprotein binding protein
Molecular function (GO): mRNA binding
Source: RefSeq, a predicted model, not a curated record
GGAGCGUCCCGGCUUCUCCCGCGCGGCGGGCGAGCAAGCGAGCGGCAGGACCAGCGGGCGGGGGCCCACGAACACAUGCCUCACUCCUGUCAGCAGUUCCGCCUUUUCAUGGUUGAGGAGCACAUGUGGUCGCCGGCUUCCCAUCUCCAGAGUCCCCUAAGGCGAGCAAAAGCUGGCAGGCUGACAGAGGCGGCCUCAGGACGGACUUUCUGGCUACUGACCGUUUUGCUGUGGUUUUCCCGGAUUGUGUGUAGGUGUGAGAUCAACCAUGAGUUCCGUUGCAGUUUUGACCCAAGAGAGUUUUGCUGAACACCGAAGUGGGCUGGUUCCGCAACAAAUCAAAGUUGCCACUCUAAAUUCAGAAGAGGAGAGCGACCCUCCAACCUACAAGGAUGCCUUCCCUCCACUUCCUGAGAAAGCUGCUUGCCUGGAAAGUGCCCAGGAACCCGCUGGAGCCUGGGGGAACAAGAUCCGGCCCAUCAAGGCUUCUGUCAUCACUCAGGUGUUCCACGUACCCCUGGAGGAGAGAAAAUAUAAGGAUAUGAACCAAUUUGGAGAAGGCGAACAAGCAAAAAUCUGCCUUGAGAUCAUGCAGAGAACCGGUGCUCACUUGGAGCUGUCUUUGGCCAAAGACCAAGGCCUCUCCAUCAUGGUGUCAGGAAAGCUGGAUGCUGUCAUGAAAGCUCGGAAGGACAUUGUUGCUAGACUGCAGACUCAGGCCUCAGCAACUGUUGCCAUUCCCAAAGAACACCAUCGCUUUGUUAUUGGCAAAAAUGGAGAGAAACUGCAAGACUUGGAGCUAAAAACUGCAACCAAAAUCCAGAUCCCACGCCCAGAUGACCCCAGCAAUCAGAUCAAGAUCACUGGCACCAAAGAGGGCAUCGAGAAAGCUCGCCAUGAAGUCUUACUCAUCUCUGCUGAGCAGGACAAACGUGCUGUGGAGAGGCUAGAAGUAGAAAAGGCGUUCCACCCCUUCAUCGCCGGGCCGUAUAACAGACUGGUUGGCGAGAUCAUGCAGGAGACAGGCACGCGCAUCAACAUCCCCCCACCCAGUGUGAACCGGACAGAGAUUGUCUUCACUGGAGAGAAAGAGCAGUUGGCUCAGGCUGUGGCUCGCAUCAAGAAGAUUUAUGAGGAGAAGAAAAAGAAGACUACAACCAUCGCAGUGGAAGUGAAGAAAUCCCAACACAAGUAUGUCAUCGGGCCCAAAGGCAAUUCAUUGCAGGAGAUCCUUGAGAGAACUGGAGUUUCUGUUGAGAUCCCACCCUCAGACAGCAUCUCUGAGACUGUAAUACUUCGAGGCGAACCUGAAAAGUUAGGUCAGGCGUUGACUGAAGUCUAUGCCAAGGCCAAUAGCUUCACCGUCUCCUCUGUCGCCGCCCCUUCCUGGCUUCACCGUUUCAUCAUUGGCAAGAAAGGGCAGAACCUGGCCAAAAUCACUCAGCAGAUGCCAAAGGUUCACAUCGAAUUCACGGAGGGCGAAGACAGGAUCACCCUGGAGGGCCCUACAGAGGAUGUCAACGUGGCCCAGGAACAGAUAGAAGGCAUGGUCAAAGAUUUGAUUAACCGGAUGGACUAUGUGGAGAUCAACAUCGACCACAAGUUCCACAGGCACCUCAUUGGGAAGAGCGGCGCCAACAUAAACAGAAUCAAAGACCAGUACAAGGUGUCCGUGCGCAUCCCUCCUGACAGUGAGAAGAGCAAUUUGAUCCGCAUCGAGGGGGACCCACAGGGCGUGCAGCAGGCCAAGCGGGAGCUGCUGGAGCUUGCAUCUCGCAUGGAAAAUGAGCGUACCAAGGAUCUAAUCAUUGAGCAGAGAUUUCAUCGCACAAUCAUUGGGCAGAAGGGUGAACGGAUCCGUGAAAUUCGUGACAAAUUCCCAGAGGUCAUCAUCAACUUUCCAGACCCAGCACAAAAAAGUGACAUUGUCCAGCUCAGAGGACCUAAGAAUGAGGUGGAAAAAUGCACAAAAUACAUGCAGAAGAUGGUGGCAGAUCUGGUGGAAAACAGCUAUUCAAUUUCUGUUCCGAUCUUCAAACAGUUUCACAAGAAUAUCAUUGGGAAAGGAGGCGCAAACAUUAAAAAGAUUCGUGAAGAAAGCAACACCAAAAUCGACCUUCCUGCAGAGAAUAGCAAUUCAGAGACCAUUAUCAUCACAGGCAAGCGAGCCAACUGCGAAGCUGCCCGGAGCAGGAUUCUGUCUAUUCAGAAAGACCUGGCCAACAUAGCCGAGGUAGAGGUCUCCAUCCCUGCCAAGCUGCACAACUCCCUCAUUGGCACCAAGGGCCGUCUGAUCCGCUCCAUCAUGGAGGAGUGCGGCGGGGUCCACAUUCACUUUCCCGUGGAAGGUUCAGGAAGUGACACCGUUGUUAUCAGGGGCCCUUCCUCAGAUGUGGAGAAGGCCAAGAAGCAGCUCCUGCAUCUGGCGGAGGAGAAGCAAACCAAGAGUUUCACUGUAGACAUCCGCGCCAAGCCAGAAUACCACAAAUUCCUCAUCGGCAAGGGGGGCGGCAAAAUUCGCAAGGUGCGCGACAGCACUGGAGCACGCGUCAUCUUCCCUGCGGCUGAGGACAAGGACCAGGACCUAAUCACCAUCAUUGGAAAGGAGGACGCCGUCCGAGAGGCACAGAAGGAGCUAGAGGCCUUGAUCCAAAACCUGGAUAAUGUGGUGGAAGACUCCAUGCUGGUGGACCCCAAGCACCACCGCCACUUCGUCAUCCGAAGAGGCCAGGUCUUGCGGGAGAUUGCUGAAGAGUAUGGCGGGGUGAUGGUCAGCUUCCCACGCUCGGGCACACAGAGCGACAGAGUCACCCUCAAGGGUGCCAAGGACUGUGUGGAGGCAGCCAAGAAACGCAUUCAGGAGAUCAUUGAGGACCUGGAAGCUCAGGUGACAUUAGAAUGUGCUAUACCCCAGAAAUUCCAUCGAUCUGUCAUGGGCCCCAAAGGUUCCAGAAUCCAGCAGAUUACUCGGGAUUUCAGUGUUCAAAUUAAAUUCCCAGACAGAGAAGAGAACCCAGUUCACAGUACAGAGCCAGUUGUCCAGGAGAAUGGGGACGAAGCUGGGGAGGGGAGAGAGGCUAAAGAUUGUGACCCCGGCUCUCCAAGGAGGUGUGACAUCAUCGUCAUCUCUGGCCGGAAAGAAAAGUGUGAAGCUGCCAAGGAAGCCCUGGAGGCAUUGGUUCCUGUCACCAUUGAAGUAGAGGUGCCCUUUGACCUUCACCGUUACGUUAUUGGACAGAAAGGAAGUGGGAUCCGCAAGAUGAUGGAUGAGUUUGAGGUGAACAUACAUGUCCCGGCACCUGAGCUGCAGUCUGACAUCAUCGCCAUCACGGGCCUCGCUGCAAAUUUGGACCGGGCCAAGGCUGGACUGCUGGAGCGUGUGAAGGAGCUACAGGCCGAGCAGGAGGACCGGGCUUUAAGGAGUUUUAAGCUGAGUGUCACUGUAGACCCCAAAUACCAUCCCAAGAUUAUUGGGAGAAAGGGGGCAGUAAUUACCCAAAUCCGUUUGGAGCAUGACGUGAACAUCCAGUUUCCUGAUAAGGACGAUGGGAACCAGCCCCAGGACCAAAUUACCAUCACAGGGUACGAAAAGAACACAGAAGCUGCCAGGGACGCUAUAUUGAGAAUUGUGGGUGAACUUGAGCAGAUGGUUUCUGAGGACGUCCCGCUGGACCACCGCGUUCACGCCCGCAUCAUCGGUGCCCGCGGCAAAGCCAUUCGCAAAAUCAUGGACGAAUUCAAGGUGGACAUUCGCUUCCCACAGAGUGGAGCCCCAGACCCCAACUGCGUCACUGUGACGGGGCUCCCCGAGAACGUGGAGGAAGCCAUCGACCACAUCCUCAACCUGGAGGAGGAAUACCUGGCUGACGUGGUGGACAGUGAGGCGCUGCAGGUAUACAUGAAACCCCCAGCACACGAAGAGGCCAAGGCACCUUCCAGAGGCUUUGUGGUGCGGGACGCACCCUGGACCGCCAGCAGCAGUGAGAAGGCUCCUGACAUGAGCAGCUCUGAGGAAUUUCCCAGCUUUGGGGCUCAGGUGGCUCCCAAGACCCUCCCUUGGGGCCCCAAACGAUAAUGAUCAAAAAGCAGAAACCUCUCCAGCCUGCUGACCCGAACCCAACCACACAAUGGUUUGUCUCAAUCUGACCCAGCGGCUGGACCCUCCGUAAAUUGUUGACGCUCUUCCCCCUUCCCGAGGUCUCACAGGGAGCCUGGCACCUGGCUGUGUGUGCGGCUGCUCCUCCAGGCCUGGCCGUGCCUGCUCAGGACCUGCUCCACUGUUUAACACUAAACCAAGGUCAUGAGCAUUCGUGCUAAGAUAACAGACUCCAGCUCCUGGUCCACCCGGCAUGUCAGCACUCUGACCUUCAUCACGAGAGCUCCGCAGCUGUGGCUAGGAUUCGACUUCCUGUGUCAUGACCUCAGGAAAUAAACGUCCUUGACUUUAUAAAAGCCAAA